Messenger RNA from Argentina anserina (silverweed cinquefoil), 2078 nucleotides. RefSeq names its product heat shock 70 kDa protein. The record is from RefSeq and is a predicted model, not a curated record. Bases 48 to 2006 code for a protein of 652 amino acids. Gene Ontology annotation, cellular component: cytoplasm. Gene Ontology annotation, molecular function: ATP-dependent protein folding chaperone; ATP binding. The transcript has a single exon. NCBI's taxonomy places the organism in Eukaryota, Viridiplantae, Streptophyta, Magnoliopsida, Rosales, Rosaceae.
CCCUCUGUUUUUUUCCUUGCUGUGAAAUUUAUACAAGUCGUUUUUCAAUGGCGGCCAAGACUGAAGGCAAAGCAAUAGGCAUCGACCUCGGCACCACCUACAGCUGCGUAGGUGUGUGGCAGAACGACCGGGUCGAGAUCAUCGCAAACGACCAAGGCAACCGCACCACUCCUUCCUACGUGGCCUUCACCGACACCGAGCGGCUCAUCGGCGAUGCGGCCAAGAACCAGGUCGCCAUGAACCCGGCCAACACCGUCUUCGACGCCAAGCGUCUGAUCGGCCGGAGAAUCUCCGACCCGUCUGUCCAGGCCGACAUGAAGCUCUGGCCUUUUAAGGUCAUACCCGGCCCGGCCGAGAAGCCGAUGAUCGUCGUCACCUACAAAGGCGAAGAGAAGCAGUUCUCGGCGGAGGAGAUUUCGUCCAUGGUGCUGGUGAAGAUGAAGGAGAUUGCCGAGGCUUUUCUGGGCCAGACUAUUAAGAACGCUGUGGUGACUGUCCCUGCUUACUUCAACGACUCUCAAAGACAGGCCACCAAGGACGCCGGAGUUAUUUCCGGGCUCAACGUCAUGCGGAUCAUCAACGAGCCGACGGCUGCUGCUAUAGCUUAUGGUCUGGACAAGAAGGCGUCGAGGAAAGGUGAGCAGAAUGUGCUCAUCUUUGAUCUUGGAGGUGGUACUUUUGACGUGUCGAUCUUGACUAUUGAGGAGGGGAUUUUCGAAGUCAAGGCCACCGCCGGUGACACUCAUCUCGGCGGUGAGGAUUUCGACAACCGGAUGGUGAAUCAUUUCGUGGCGGAGUUUAAGAGGAAGAAUAAGAAGGAUAUCAGCGGGAAUGCCAGAGCUUUGAGGAGGUUGAGGACUGCUUGCGAGAGGGCCAAGAGGACUCUGUCUUCGACUUCCCAGACUACGAUCGAAAUCGAUUCUCUUUAUGAAGGGAUCGAUUUCUAUUCAACCAUUACAAGGGCGAGGUUCGAGGAGCUUAAUAUGGACUUGUUCAGGAAGUGCAUGGAGCCGGUGGAGAAGUGUCUGAGGGAUGCCAAGAUUGACAAGAGCCAGAUUCACGACGUCGUUUUGGUGGGUGGCUCAACUAGGAUUCCCAAGGUUCAGCAGCUUCUGCAGGACUUUUUCAAUGGGAAGGAGCUUUGCAAGAGUAUUAACCCGGAUGAGGCUGUGGCCUAUGGCGCUGCGGUUCAGGCUGCGAUUUUGAGUGGGGAAGGUGAUCAGAAGGUUCAGGAUCUUCUGUUGCUUGAUGUUACUCCACUCAGUCUUGGGCUUGAAACUGCUGGUGGUGUUAUGACAACUUUGAUUCCGAGGAACACGACUAUUCCGACGAAGAAAGAGCAGAUAUUCUCUACUUAUUCGGAUAACCAGCCCGGAGUUUUGAUUCAAGUCUAUGAAGGGGAGAGGGCAAGGACCAGGGACAACAAUCUUUUGGGGAAGUUCGAGCUCACCGGCAUUCCACCAGCGCCUAGAGGUGUGCCUCAGAUCAAUGUGUGCUUUGAUAUUGAUGCUAAUGGUAUCCUAAAUGUGUCUGCGGAGGACAAGACUGCUGGAGUGAAGAACAAGAUCACGAUUACGAAUGACAAGGGAAGACUGAGCAAGGAGGACAUAGAGAAGAUGGUGCAGGAUGCAGAGAGGUACAAGGCGGAGGACGAGGAGGUGAAGAAGAAGGUGGAUGCUAAGAAUGCUUUGGAAAAUUAUGCUUACAAUAUGAGGAAUACAAUCAGGGAUGAGAAUAUUUCUGGGAAAUUGGACCCUUCGGAUAAGGAAAAGAUCGACAAGGCUGUGGAUGAGGCUAUUCAUUGGCUGGAGGGGAACCAGUUGGCUGAGGUGGAUGAGUUGGAGGACAAACAGAAGGAGUUGGAGGGGAUCUGCAAUCCCAUUAUUGCUAAGAUGUAUCAGGGUGCUGGUGCUGGAGGUAUGCCACCUAUGGGUGAUGAUAUGCCUGGUGCCCAUUCUAAUGGUUCUGCCACUGGUGCUGGCCCAAAGAUUGAAGAGGUUGAUUAAGCUGAGAAAUGUGCAGGAUGAGCUGCUCUGUUUGGCUUUUAGGUUUUUGAAUGUAAUGUAAUGUUACUUAAG